Messenger RNA from Esox lucius (northern pike), 5003 nucleotides. It is a transcript of the gene nr5a2, whose product is annotated as nuclear receptor subfamily 5, group A, member 2. Gene Ontology annotation, cellular component: RNA polymerase II transcription regulator complex. Lineage: Eukaryota; Metazoa; Chordata; Actinopteri; Esociformes; Esocidae. Bases 420 to 2075 code for a protein of 551 amino acids. The transcript has 8 exons. Gene Ontology annotation, biological process: regulation of transcription by RNA polymerase II; hormone-mediated signaling pathway; tissue development. Gene Ontology annotation, molecular function: RNA polymerase II cis-regulatory region sequence-specific DNA binding; zinc ion binding; nuclear receptor activity. The record is from RefSeq and is a predicted model, not a curated record.
AUCUGCUGGCGACCCCUUAUCUGUCCCUGUGUCACUUUAUAACUGGCCUUUAUCAACCACCUGACCGUGCCUGGACCAAUCCUAGUCUGGCAUUUUUAAACAGGUUGAUUAGGGAUAUACAGAUAGGGUGCUGCUGUAGAAUAAUGCAACUCACUACAUGAAUUGAAUGGGGAGGGAGGGGUAAGGGGGAGGCUAGUUCACCAGGCAGAGUUCACUUGACUUCAGACCAAGUGAACAGUAAAAAAAAAAAAUACACAAAAAAAAAACCGUUUAUUUUUAACCCCAAAGUCUCAGUGCUCUCCACUGUCCCCUAUUAUGGCUCCCAGAAUGGAAUAGUAUAAGAGUGUCUCUGUGUUGUUUGGAGUUGGAUCAGGACUGUGUUUUCUCAUCAGGUGCUCUGGAUUGGGACUGUAGCUAGCAUGUCUUCCUGCAGCCCUGACAGUGGAAGUACUCUGUGCAGCUCCCCAAAGGACUUAACAGGCUCAGGUGGUCCACUGGACGGAGCUGAGUCUCCCGCUCAGCCCAGCGGAGCUGUCAUGCUGCCCAAAGCCGACACAGAAUCUCUGGGACUCGUUCGAUCGCAUGGAGAACAGGGGCACAUGCCCAGAAAUAUGCAAGCCCCUCACUAUAAAAUGAUGGACUACUCAUAUGAUGAAGACUUGGAUGAGAUGUGUCCGGUUUGUGGAGACAAGGUUUCUGGAUACCAUUAUGGUCUUCUUACCUGCGAAAGCUGCAAGGGCUUCUUCAAGCGCACAGUGCAGAACAACAAGCGGUACACGUGUAUAGAGAACCAGAGCUGCGCCAUCGACAAGACGCAGAGGAAACGCUGCCCCUACUGCCGCUUCCAGAAGUGCCUCACAGUCGGCAUGAAGCUGGAAGCUGUGAGGGCGGACAGAAUGCGCGGCGGCCGCAACAAGUUUGGCCCGAUGUACAAGCGCGACCGGGCCCUCAAGCAGCAGAAGAAGGCGUUGAUCCGUGCCAACGGCCUGAAGAUCGAGGCCAUGACCCAGGUAAUGCAGGCCGUGCCCACCGACCUCACCAUCUCGUCGGCCAUCCAGAACAUCCACCAGGCUGCGUCCAAGGGCUUGCCGCUCGGCCACCACGGGCACGAGCACCACGCGGCGCUGCCCCACGCCGACUACGACCGGAGCCCGUUCGUCACGUCGCCCGUCAGCAUGAUCAUGCCCCCCCACGCCGGCUCCCUCCAGGGUUACCAGGCGGCCUACGGUCAUUUCCAGAGCACCCGCACGAUAAAGUCAGAGUACCCGGACCCAUACACCAGCUCGCCGGAGUCCAUCAUGGGCUACAACCCGUACAUGGACGCGUACCAAACGGGCUCGCCGCCCAGCUUCCCGCACCUCAUCGUGGAGCUGCUGAAGUGCGAGCCCGAUGAGCCCCAGGUUCAGGCCAAGAUCCUGGCCUACCUGCAGCAGGAGCAGGCCAGCAGGGGGAAGCACGAGAAGCUCAACACGUUCGGCCUGAUGUGCAAGAUGGCCGACCAGACGCUGUUCUCCAUCGUCGAGUGGGCCCGGAGCAGCGUUUUCUUCCGUGAGCUCAAGGUGGACGAUCAAAUGAAGCUCCUCCAGAACUGUUGGAGCGAAUUGCUCAUCCUCGACCACAUCUUUAGACAGGUGAUGCACGCCAAAGAGGGUUCCAUCCUACUGGUCACUGGCCAACAGGUGGAUCACGCGGUAAUUGCCUCCCAAGCUGGAGCCACGCUGAACAACCUGAUGAACCAUGCCCAGGAGCUGAUCGGCAAGCUACGCUCCCUUCAGCUGGACCAGAGGGAGUUCGUCUGCCUCAAGUUCCUGGUGCUGUUCAGCUUGGACGUGAAGAACCUGGAGAACUUCCACCUGGUGGAGAGCGUCCAGGAGCAGGUGAACGCGGCCCUGCUGGACUACGUCAUGUGCAACUAUCCCCAGCAGACAGACAAGUUCGGCCAACUGCUCCUGCGGCUCCCUGAGAUCCGGGCCGUCAGUCUCCAGGCGGAGGAGUACCUGUACUACAAGCACCUGAACGGGGACGUGCCCUGUAACAACCUGCUCAUCGAGAUGCUCCAUGCCAAGAGGGCCUGAUGACGCACGCGCCAAGCCCCCCCCCCCCCCCCAACCCCACACCCGCCCACUCGGCUGUCUCGUCGGGGUCAAGACCCGCGGGGAGGACUCCAUGCCCGCGGCGGAGCGACACUUUGUGACACCCGAGGACGGGGCUCGUCGGGUCCUUAUCAUUCAUUGCGCCGCGGUCACUCACGCCAGGGGGAACACACACGCACGGCAAGAGCACGGGCCUAAACGGACAGCGGUCAGCUGUGUAAACGUGCGAGGGCAUUCACACGCACACGUUCAAAUCCAUACAAAGUGUAUCACACGCAGUCAUGUCCCUUUAAGACUGGUAAGGCUGCGUGAGAAGGUUGGCAACUGAACAUUGGAAUCCGGGAGACAGGUGCCCUUUUCAGAUACCUUUUUUUUCCAGUGUUGAUUUCAACCGGAACUGCGGCGCAGGCGGUACACGAGACGGACCCGUCCAGCUGUGUGUAUCCUGUCAGACUGCAGCUGUGAGAGAGAGACGGCAACCCGAUGACGUUUGUGCGACGCACGCUUGGGAAGGGCGCGUGUCUCGGUACUGUUGGUACCGGAAUAGCGGACUGCAUUGGAGUCGACCAGAACGACCUGUCAGCCGGACCGGGUAACCUCCAGCUCCACUCUGUUUCAAAGACAUGUACGGUCGGCUAGCAGGCCUCAACGCCAACAGAGAACUUGUGAAAAAGAUUGACUGAGACCUGCGUGCAGCCCCCCCAAACCCACACCCCAAAAAAAGAACAGAACAACCGUGAUGAACAAAAUACAUGAAAACGUGGCGCCUAAACAAUAGAGACACACCCACAAAAAAAGAACAUUUUGAAAAAGGGCAGUUAUUUCCUCCUGUUUGUCAUUGUAACACUAGUCUUUACGGCCCCCGGCCCCGCCCCGUAGCUUUCCCCAACCGUCCCGAAAGGAUCGCAGCUCAGCGAUGCUUACCAUUUGCCUCAGUAAAAUACAUUCUCCACAACAUCGGUAGGUUAAUUAAAGGUUCUACAUGGUCAUUUUAUGGUUGCAUACACCCAUUUGGAUUUUGUCAUUGUGGCACACGCCUGGAAAUCAAGUUGUAUUUCUGACAUCCACCCCCCAACCCCCCACUCCAAAAGAAACGUCCCUUUCCUUUAGAACUGGAACGAAAGCAUGAUUCUAGAGACAAGGAGGGGAAGCUCUGCCUUUUGUGGGAACAGACCAAAGCCUGCUGCAGAACCAUGUCAAACGAAAAAAGUAACAAAAUCCUAACUAUCAGUAUUAUAAAUGUGUGAUGUCACAGUUGUGAGUCCUGCCUUAUUUCAUUACCAUGCUAGCUAACCGUGCAGAUGUGAAUGAAAAUAUGUACAAAUAUAUAUAUAUAUAUAUAAAGUGUUCAUGUUGUAAAAAUAAAAAAAGGAUAAUUCAAGAGGUGUUUACAUUCAAGCAGUCCCACGGGAGAGAACUGUGACAAAGCAAAUUGCAAAGCAAUGAUUUCCAAAAAAAAAAAAAUCUACAAAACACAAAAUGUAUUCCUCUGGUUUGCUUUUGUUGGUGUGUACAGUUUUACUUUUUACUUAGUUUCUUUGACCAGUACUUAAUUAUGUCGUGAGACACUAAAAUCAGAAAGGAAUCUGGAUUAAAAUUGAUUUCUAACUGUUUUUCUGUUGGCAUUCAAAUUUAUGCAUAUUGUGUAAGAAUUAAUAUUUAGUUUCCAAUGUUUUUUGUAGAACUGUUUUUAUUGUUUUUCAGUGUUCUACCUUUCAAUAUAUGUCACUGGUUACGCUUAAAAAUGAAAAUAAUUUAUUGUGUCUUGGUUUUGUCCUGUGUGUUAUAAGCGCAAAGGCGACAAAGCCAAAAAUAUUUGUUUACUGUCGCAUGUUUUUUUGUAUGUAAUAUCAAUGCAGGUCAGGAACAACCCAAUGAUCUUAGAAAUCCUCACCGUAAUUUUCUUUCUAAUAAAUGCCUAGGGGGUCUAAGCUGUAAAUGUGAAAAAAGACACGUAUUGUAUUUAACUUGAUGGGUGUGACUGGCAACGUCCUUGGAUCAUUACAGUAGCUUCACAUGUACACUGUUUGUUCUAAACCAAAGACUGCACCUGUCCCACAAGCUGUGGUUACUUGUGACGGGUCACGACAGAAUGAAUAAAAAACCCUUUCCCCGAGCCAUCCAGGCGUUCCACACACUUACAAGCCCUUGGUGGAAUUAUGUUGCUGUCUUAUACACUUCUAUCAAAUAGUGAAUUCGUAGGACCCCUCAAAUGUUCAUGACUCGCACAAGCCUGUCAAAACAUCCGAUGUCACACAUCAAAAUAUUUUUAAGGGCAUGGAACCUUUGCUCUCCCCCCCCCCGCCGUUUUAAACGUCACACCCUGACAUCAUCCACUUCACGUUUGUCCAAGACUCCGUAACGUUUUGUAUUUACAGUACCUUACCUUCUGCUUUUGUAUGUGUUAGUGGUUGGUUGACAAUUGAGUAUACAUUCUGAGCGAUGUGAUUUUAUUUUUUAAUAAGACAGAAAAAAAAAAAGCUGCAUCGAUUAAACCCUAGGCUUUAACCCCAUGUAGUGUUGUGCUUUCUAGUCUUGACCCCUGCUUAGCGAUUAAAACACAUUCAUGCCAAAGCAAAUACACAUUUUGUCAAAAUAAAUGCACGUCAUUGCGAAAUGCAAUGCACUACAGUGGGAUUUUUUUUUUGGGCAAGAAUCUUCUUUAAUUAACUUUAUAUCGAUUGACAAUCUAUUUCAUUCCCUUUUUCAUUGUGUGUAUUCUGGUAAAGUUCUGCAGCUGCCUUGGAUGUCCUCAAACACAAACACACACAUCCCCGUUGAACGUGGUGACCCUAUCGGCUCAACUAUGACCUUGACCGUAGCUGUUCAUUCUGACACCCUUUCAUGCCACUUCCUGUUAGGGGAGUUUCUUUUAAAGCUGAUGGACUUUUUUCAAUAAAUAAUGAUAUG